Messenger RNA from Paramecium sonneborni, 895 nucleotides. Lineage: Eukaryota; Ciliophora; Oligohymenophorea; Peniculida; Parameciidae. The record is from the annotation of a GenBank genome assembly.
AUAAAAAUGGGUAGUUGUGCAACAAAAAAUUAGGAGAAUGAAGUUUCUUUACCUUCUAAUCCUAGAUUAUAAAGGGCUUACUAAGUAAAAUGAAAUCGAUUUGAUAGUAAUAUUCGUAAAUCAUCGAAAUAACUCACCCAUUAAAUGUGAAUUAGAAAUACAAUAGUUACUUUACAUUGAUUCCAGAUCAAUUUGUAGGUACAGGAAUAAAGAAGGCAAAUUAAUAUGAAUCUCGUCUAUCUAAAGAAGAAUGGCAAUAAAAAAGAGUUGAAUUUUGGGGUAUAUAUGUCUAUUUGAAUAAUAGAUUCAAGAAUAGAGGGAUAGAAAGAAAAUUGGGCUACAAUUAGAGCUGCAUUAGAAGCUGAUGAAGGUACAGAGUAUUGUAAAUUAGGAACUGCUAAGACUCUUUUGUAAGCUGCUGACUUAAAGCUAAUCAAAAAUAGUAUGUAAAUUGUUUUUGACAAUCAUGGUAUGUUAAUAAAAUGGAUUCAAUAGGAUAGAAAUAUGAUUUACCAGUUUUUGUUAUGCAUAAUCCCAUUUCCUUUCCUUAAAAACAAUCUUAUGAUUAAAAUCUAUACUAAAGUUUUGAUCGUAGAGUUGUUAAGGUAUUAUUCUAUUGUUAUGUUAAAGUUUAAAAUUAGAAGUACUAAAUGGAUCAGUGAUAAAGAUGUUUCGUUUAAUACAGGCGAUAAAGUGGAAUUAUUAAUGAAAGAAUUAUAAUCAUAAGAAAAUCCAUAGAAGAUGAAAUUGUUUGUAAAUGGUAGAGAAAUGAAAGGUCAUAAUAUGUUUGGAAAUUAUGGAGUUCAAGAAAAUUCUGUAAUUAUUCAAACUAUCUUUUCUUUUAGGUUGUACAAGCAUUUAUGUUCUGAUUAUAUAAUAAUAUAUUAUAUUUAUG